AGCUGGCUCAGUGCCAGCCCCAGCCUUCACCAAAAGCCUGGAGGCAUGUGCGAUGAGCUACCGACCCGGACAGGGUCUCAGCGAUGAGGCGGUCGCGCGGCUGAAGGCACGCAAGACCGCGGCCGGCGUGGAUGUUCCGGCGGAGGACUCCAACGCCCAGUGGGACCGCCUCCUCGGCACUGAUGCCAAGAAGAAGUUGAGGUGUUCCGUGUGCACGAGGCCAUUGUCGGAGGGCGACCAGCAAGCAAAGCGCGUGCUGUGUGCCAAUUGCACUGGCUCAGGCGUGUUCUCGCUGGACCGCGCUGCAGUGGCUCACCUGGAGCUGGGCUGCCCGAUCUUCUACUACUGCAUGCGGCACGUGAAGCCUCAGGCGCGGAGUGAAGCCCCGAAAGCCGUGGAGAAGAACGUGUCCGCGCCUGCGGCUCCCGUGCCGCAGAGGACGUUGCCGGUCCUCCCCCGCGGGGUGUCCAUCCAGGAGCACUUGGGUCUUGUGGUAAAGAGCCAUCUGCCAUUGAGCAUUCUCAGCGUCAACCUGCUGUCUCACUGCUACGUCCGAGUUGCGAACCAGCCCUGGAACGCCUUUGCGCAUUGCGAGGAGGCGCACUUGGCCUGGGAGCUCCGCCAGCCCCGACUGGCGGAGAUGCUGCGGGCGAGCAAGGCGGACGUGCUGUGCCUCCAGGAAGUCACCAUGGAGAGCCGAGAGGGCGAUGAGGAGUGGCAGCUGCCCGCUUGGCUCCGCAACAUGGAGGGCUACACCGCGGUGCAGCAGGGGUUCAAGGCCAAGGAGUGGGAGAAGCAGGCGGAGCGCAACCAGCGCGUGUGCGGGCACCGGAACCCCACAGGGGUGGCCACUUUGUUCCGCAGCGACCGCUUCACGGAGGCGGCGCCUUGCAAGUUCGGCUCAGGCUCUGGAUUGGCCGUGUUCCUCCGUUGCCUGGAUGCCGUGCCGGGAGGAGAAGGCAGCAUGGAAGUGGCCGUGGGCAACCUGCACCUGAUCGGAGACCCCGAGAGAUCUGCAGAGCAACUUAAGGCCCUGAACAGCCUCAAGAAGAACUUGGGGAAGCAGGACCUGCGGAUCAUUUGCGGCGACUUGAACUCCGAGUGCGAGCCCGGCAGCGACCUGGGGAAGUGGUUCGCGGAGGAGGGCUACUCAGAGGUGCCCUGCGGGAGCUCCUGGGCGGAGCCGCAGAAGAGUUUGCGCCUGGACCACAUCUUCUCCCGGCGCCUGGAGGCCGUUGCUUGCACCGACGGCCUCACGCCAGAAGAGGUGGCCAGCGGCCUGCCGUGCAGCUCAGUGCCCUCAGACCACUUGCCGGUGGCGGCGUUGUUUGGGGCUGUGGUGAAGACCAAGUGCCCCUGGUAGGCGCCGAUCUCCGGCGCGUCUGAGAUGCGGAGGGCGACUGUCCGACGGCAAGUCUCCAUGUAGGUGUCCAUUUUGGCGGUGAAGGUGUGUGUUUCUUGAGGG
Molecule: messenger RNA, 1465 nt
Organism: Effrenium voratum
Lineage: Eukaryota; Dinophyceae; Suessiales; Symbiodiniaceae
Source: the annotation of a GenBank genome assembly